AUGGAGCCUUCAAAAGAGCUCCCUCCGGCCCCUGUCGAACCCCAGGGUCCACCGACGGAAACGACCGCAGUUCCCGUUCAAGAGCACGAGGGCCAAAACCAGGAAUCUACGCCGGAAAAGCCUAUCGAGAAUCAAUUCUCUUCAGACUCCUUGCCAUUGUCAUCUGCUGAUGGGCCCGUCAAAACUCUUUUCUCACGCCCACUCGACGACUGCAAACCAUCGCCGCCUGCUGAAUUGACCCCUGAGCAGCAGACAAAAUACGAAACCAUUCUGAAAGCCGUUUCGGCGUGGACGGAGCUUCCAACUGCUUCGGCGAAGAAUUCACCCACGGCACCACUUACCGAUGACGAGCGCAUGUUCCUUACUCGAGAAUGCUUGCUCCGGUACCUUCGAGCAACGAAAUGGAAUGUCGCGGACGCGACACAGCGCCUUCAGGCAACUCUAACGUGGAGGCGGGAGUAUGGGGUGAAGGAACAUACUCCGGAAUAUAUCUCGAUCGAAAAUGAGACUGGCAAGCAGGUUAUUCUGGGAUUCGAUAAUAGUGGACGCCCAUGCCUAUACCUGAACCCAGCGCGGCAGAAUACUGAACACAGCGAUCGCCAGAUACAACACCUGGUCUUUAUGUUGGAAAGAGUGAUUGAUUUGAUGGGACCCGGUCAGGAGUCAUUGGCGUUGUUGGUCAACUUCAAGCAGACCAGAUCCGGUCAGAAUGCCACACUCAGCCAGGGCAGACAGGCUCUGCAUAUCCUCCAGAACCACUACCCCGAACGCCUCGGGCGGGCCCUGGUGAUCAACAUGCCCCUUGUCAUCCUCGGGUUCAUGAAACUGAUUACGCCGUUCAUCGACCCGCAAACGAGAGAAAAACUCAAGUUCAACGAAGACCUCCGACAGCACGUUCCUCCCACCCAGCUGUUGCAGGCUGUUGGCGGUGACGUUGAGUUCGAGUACGACCACUCCACCUACUGGCCUGCACUUAACGCCCUGGCUGCUCAGCGGAGAGAAGAAUACCGCGAAAGGUGGGUUAAAGGAGGUGGGCUCCUGGGCGAGUACGAGAACUAUCUCAAGGGAGGACCGGGCAAAUGUCGCGCAGAAACUGAGGCGGCGAGCAGCAUUGAAGUUGAGGAGAAGAUGGAGCAACUGAACGUGGACAGCUCACCGAUGGCUCAAACCCAAGCAGCGGUAGCUUAA
Uncinocarpus reesii 1704 is the source of this 1188-nucleotide messenger RNA. RefSeq lists its product as uncharacterized. The record is from RefSeq and is a predicted model, not a curated record. Bases 1 to 1188 code for a protein of 395 amino acids. Lineage: Eukaryota; Fungi; Ascomycota; Eurotiomycetes; Onygenales; Onygenaceae. The transcript is spliced from 2 exons. Gene Ontology annotation, molecular function: phosphatidylinositol transfer activity.